This is a messenger RNA of Dipodomys ordii (Ord's kangaroo rat), 1956 nucleotides long. It is a transcript of the gene Gid4, whose product is annotated as GID complex subunit 4. The record is from RefSeq and is a predicted model, not a curated record. Gene Ontology annotation, biological process: protein targeting to vacuole; negative regulation of gluconeogenesis; proteasome-mediated ubiquitin-dependent protein catabolic process. The transcript is spliced from 6 exons. Lineage: Eukaryota; Metazoa; Chordata; Mammalia; Rodentia; Heteromyidae. Gene Ontology annotation, cellular component: extrinsic component of membrane; GID complex. The coding region runs from base 1 to 648 and encodes 215 amino acids.
AUGCCGGUCCGCACCGAGUGUCCCCCGCCGGCCGGUGCCUCGGCUGCCUCUGCGGCCUCUCUCAUCCCGCCACCGCCUAUCAACACCCAGCAGCCCGGCGUGGCCACCAGCUUGCUCUACAGCGGCUCCAAGUUCCGCGGCCACCAGAAAAGCAAGGGGAACUCAUACGACGUAGAGGUGGUGCUGCAGGAGUAUCCAACUCUUACAACCUUUUUUGAAGGAGAAAUAAUCAGCAAAAAACACCCUUUCUUAACUCGCAAGUGGGAUGCAGAUGAAGAUGUUGAUCGGAAGCACUGGGGCAAGUUUCUGGCUUUUUAUCAGUAUGCAAAAUCAUUUAAUUCAGAUGACUUUGACUAUGAAGAACUAAAGAAUGGGGAUUAUGUCUUCAUGAGGUGGAAGGAUCAUGAUACACUUGUAAAAAGCAGGAGUGCCACAGCUCCAGCGCACACAUGGGAGCAGUUCUUGGUCCCAGACCAUACAAUCAAAGACAUCAGUGGUGCUUCCUUUGCCGGGUUCUAUUACAUCUGCUUUCAGAAGUCAGCAGCCUCCAUAGAGGGCUACUACUAUCAUCGGAGUUCAGAAUGGUAUCAGUCCCUCAACCUGACCCAUGUUCCCGAACACAGUGCACCCAUCUAUGAGUUCCGGUGACAGCGGUUCAGAACAGCAGCCAAAUAAAACUGACCUUGGCAACCAAGAGCUUUGCCACAAAAAUUGUGUACCUGCCAGAACCAGGAGAGGUGUGUUCCUGUUUCGUCACAAGCAGACUCGCAUCAGAAAGCAUGAAUGUUAACCCACAGAAUCCAAGGAGCAUGGCCAACCAGAUCGGCAAGGCAGGCAGAGGGAGCUGUCGGUUCCCUUGCUCCUCCCUCUGUGGCAAUGUGGUCGUCAUCUGUUUCUAAGCUACCUUAAACGCACUUUCCUUUCUGCACAGCUAACUUCUGCAUCACUGAAAUGCCGUCCUUCCUCGAUCCACCUCCAGCCUAAUGGAAGGUCAGCUCCCAGGUCUCCUCAGCCUUGGUGCUCAGUGGUCCCCAUCCAGGCCCUGCUCCUCCCCCAUUGCUUGUCCAGUAGCCCCAGAAAAGGCAGAGCCCCAGCACCUCUGUGCCCCAGAGCUCUGCGAGGAGUUGGCCAGCCCCAGCAUCUGCCGCCAAUGAAAUGAGGCGGGACCCUGCUGGACCUCAUCGGUCUUUGGUUCUGAUUCCAGGGAUGCUUUGUGGGGUCAGUGGCGCUGCUAAGCCCUGAACUGUAAGCAGCGUGAAGCUAGCAUGUGGCUGUCAGGUUCCUGGGCCUGCCUUCGGGGAUCACUAUAUGUAAGGCUUCCAGAUCCCUGGCAGGAACAUAUCCCAAACCUGCUUACUCAGUAAGUUUGCUCCAAACUUUUGAACAAGAGGGCAAUACAAAACUUAAAAAUAAGAGUUUUUUUAUGACAAAAUUAUUUUUAUGGUCCCUUUAAAUGAGGACCCUAUGGCAAAUGCACAAUUAUUCAGAAUUACAUUUUAUCGUUUUCACAUUGAAAACAGCAAAUGUUGACUUAGUAAUUUUUAUAUCUAUAUGUAUAUGUAUAUUUAAUCAACCAGCAGUUUUAAAACAAGUCAUCUUGGUACAGAAGUUUUGCAGCACCGCAUAAAUUAUAGUGCUAAACACAGGAACUGUUUUGGGGGCCAGUUUAGCGUUUGUACCUCCUCCUUUUGCUACUCAAAACAGCAGUGCUUCAUGGCAACCUUUUCCAUGAGGCGGAAGGGGUCUUUGUUCUGAGAAAUAAUGACUCUGAAAUGUUGGGAUGAGGGGGUGAACAUGCUCCGAUAACUAGAGGCUCAUGUGCCAAAGUGUGUGUGUCUGCGUGCGUGUGUGUUUUGUUUUUGUUUUUCUAAAUGUUUAAAAAAGCUAAAAUGGGUUGGUAUCAGUUUUAGCCCACAGAGAUGGGCAAGGUUGUGGGAGUGGGAAUUUGACUUUUUU